Molecule: messenger RNA, 498 nt
Organism: Penicillium taxi
Lineage: Eukaryota; Fungi; Ascomycota; Eurotiomycetes; Eurotiales; Aspergillaceae
Product: F1F0 ATP synthase subunit delta
Exons: 6
Coding region: 1-498 (165 amino acids)
Biological process (GO): proton motive force-driven ATP synthesis
Molecular function (GO): proton-transporting ATP synthase activity, rotational mechanism
Source: RefSeq, a predicted model, not a curated record
AUGAACUCCUUCCGCUUUGCUCGCUCCGCCAUGCGGGCUACUCCUGCCAUGUUCCGCGCUCCCAUCCAGCGCCGCGGAUACGCUGAGGCUGUCUCCGAGAACAUUAAGCUGUCCCUGACCCUGCCUCACAAGGUCAUCUACCGCUCCACUGGCGUGACCCAGGUCAACCUCCCCGCCGCCUCCGGUGAGAUGGGUGUUCUCGCCAACCACGUUCCCUCCAUUGAGCAGCUGCAGCCCGGUGUUGUUGAGAUCAUUGAGGAGGGCGGCGCCACCAAGCAGUUCUUCCUGUCCGGUGGAUUUGCUGUUGUUCAGCCCGACUCUCAGCUGAGCAUCAACGCCGUCGAGGGCUACGCUCUUGAGGACUUCAGCGCUGAGGCCAUCCGUUCCCAGAUCGCCGAGGCCCAGAAGAUUGCCAGCGGCAGCGGCAGCGAGCUUGACAUUGCUGAGGCCAAGAUUGAGCUUGAGGUUCUGGAGACUCUGCAGGCCCAUGUCAAAUAG